Meriones unguiculatus (Mongolian gerbil) is the source of this 6490-nucleotide messenger RNA. It is a transcript of the gene Cntn5, whose product is annotated as contactin 5. The record is from RefSeq and is a predicted model, not a curated record. Gene Ontology annotation, molecular function: cell-cell adhesion mediator activity. The transcript is spliced from 25 exons. The coding region runs from base 657 to 3956 and encodes 1099 amino acids. Lineage: Eukaryota; Metazoa; Chordata; Mammalia; Rodentia; Muridae. Gene Ontology annotation, biological process: brain development; cell-cell adhesion.
AGCGAGAGGCAGCGAGGCGCCUGGCGACGGUGACAGCGCUGAGCGGGAGGGGCGCGGGCCACUCUGGGAGGGACCUAGCCAGUCAGGGCGCGCGGCGCGGGGCGCGUGGACGCAUUGGAGCAUCCGCGCGAGCCCUGAGCAGCAGCGGGAGGAGGCGCCCACCUGCACCUGCCUGCAUCUCCCAACAACUCCUCCCUGUUCAACUUGCCAGCAGCCAAGUGCCAUUAAAGCUGGCAGCUAGGAGGAUGCCUCACCUGGGUCCCCUCUGCUGGGAGAGGCAGGGCAAGCCAGAGAAUUCCCAGUGAAGGACUCAGAACUCUGCGAUUUCUCUUCUGCCACAGGCUGCGGAGCACCCAAGAAAACUGCUCCAUCGGAGCUGUGCCCAGGGCAAGAGGAUGGGAGACAGGGAUUAAGAGUCACCGAAAUGGACAGAGGCAGCUGGCAUCUCAUUGGUAUCUUUAGAAGAUUGCUCUUUAAUGCCAUUCAAGCCCUGCCAAGCAUCAUUUCUGCAUGACUACCACCAAAGGAUUACUUUACAGAAACUGCUGCCAUUUUGAAGAGUGUGAUUUGGACCCUGAUUCAGAAAAGAGAUCUUCAAUGAGGGAACAUCAGUGCUGAUUACCACCCUAGGAUCCAGAAGAGUCCGGUGACCAAGUAUGGCUUCCUUUUGGAGACUAAUUCUGUUCCUGUCUGUCACCAGGUGUCUUUCAGAGUACUCUGAAGCUCUUCCCGGUCUUUCUACUUCAUAUGCCACUUUGCUAAGAAUUAAGAAGAGUUCGACCUCAUCUGCCUUUGGUUCCAAGAGCAGACCGCGGUACAGCAGUCCUCCCCUGGGUACCCUGAGUGUUUCUCCACCAAGCUGGCGAGGGGCAGCUCAGCAGUACCGCUCCCCGGUCAGCCUUUAUCACUCCUCGGAUGCCUUCAGACAAGACGAAAGUGUGGAUUACGGGCCAGUAUUUGUACAAGAACCUGAUGAUGUCAUUUUCCCGACCGAUUCUGAUGAAAAGAAGGUAGCCCUGAAUUGUGAAGUACGUGGCAACCCCACUCCUACUUACAGAUGGCUUCGGAAUGGAACAGAAAUUGAUAUGGAAAGUGACUAUCGUUACAGUUUGAUAGACGGCACCUUCAUCAUAAAUAAUCCAAGUGAAGUCAGGGAUUCUGGGCUUUACCAGUGCUUAGCCACCAACAGUUUUGGAAGUAUUCUCAGUCGAGAAGCCACACUUCAGUUUGCCUAUCUGGGAAAUUUUAGUGGCCGGACAAGAAGUGCAGUCUCUGUGAGGGAAGGCCAGGGGGUUGUUCUGAUGUGCUCCCCGCCGCCUCAUUCUCCAGAGAUCAGCUAUAGCUGGGUCUUUAACGAGUUCCCUUCCUUUGUGGCGGAAGACAGUCGGAGGUUCAUAUCCCAGGAGACGGGCAACCUUUAUAUUUCUAAAGUGCAAACAUCAGAUGUUGGCAGCUAUAUUUGUCUGGUGAAAAAUUCUGUGACGAAUGCUCGAGUGCUCAGUCCUCCAACACCACUCACUCUGCGAAACGACGGUGUGAUGGGAGAAUAUGAGCCGAAAAUUGAGGUCCAUUUUCCUUUCACGGUUACAGCUGCUAAGGGAACAACUGUUAAGAUGGAAUGCUUCGCACUUGGCAACCCUGUUCCGACAAUCACCUGGAUGAAGGUUAACGGUUAUAUCCCUAGUAAGUCCAGACUGCGGAAAUCCCAGGCGGUGCUAGAGAUCCCCAACCUGCAGCUGGACGAUGCAGGAAUAUACGAAUGCACGGCUGAGAACGCUCGUGGAAAAAAUUCCUUUCGUGGACAGCUACAAAUAUACACAUACCCACACUGGGUACAGAAACUGAAUGAUACACAGCUGGACAGUGGGAGUCCUCUUCAGUGGGAAUGCAAAGCUACUGGAAAGCCCAGGCCCACCUACCGCUGGCUGAAGAAUGGAGCACCCCUCCUGCUGCAGAGCAGAGUGGACACAAUUAAUGGAGUAUUGGCGAUCCGUAGCGUGAAUCAGUCAGAUGCUGGGAUGUAUCAGUGUUUGGCUGAGAAUAAAUAUGGAGCUAUUUAUGCAAGCGCCGAGCUGAAGAUUCUAGCCUCACCACCCUCCUUUGAACUAAAUGAAGUGAAGAAAACCAUAGUUGUUACCAAAGACCGGGAAGUCCUCAUAGAGUGCAAACCCCAAGGCUCUCCCAAACCAACCAUCUCCUGGAAGAAGGGAGACAAGGCAGUACGAGGCAGCAAAAGAAUAGCUAUUCUUCCAGAUGGAAGCCUGCGGAUCCUAAAUGCUUCUAAAGUAGAUGAGGGAAAGUACAUUUGCCAAGGGGAGAACAUCUUCGGUUCCGCAGAGAUUAUAGCCUCCCUGUCUGUCAAAGAACCCACAAGGAUAGAGCUUACUCCUAAAAGAAUGGAGCUAACUGUUGGAGAAAGCAUUGUCCUCAACUGCAAAGCCAUCCAUGACUCCAGUUUGGAUGUCACUUUCUACUGGACACUAAAGGGACAACCUAUUGACUUUGAGAAAGAAGGUGGACAUUUUGAAAGCAUCAGGGCUCAAGCAUCCUCUGCAGAUUUAAUGAUCAGGAACAUCCUUCUGAUGCAUGCUGGGAGAUAUGGCUGCAGGGUACAGACCACAGCAGACAGUGUGUCAGAUGAGGCAGAGCUUCUGGUUAGGGGUCCACCAGGACCACCUGGUGUGGUCAUUGUGGAGGAGAUCACGGAAAGCACAGCAACUCUCUCUUGGAGCCCAGCCACUGACAACCACAGCCCCAUCUCCUCCUACAACCUGCAGGCUCGCAGCCCCUUCUCCCUGGGCUGGCAAACGGUGAAGACAGUCCCAGAAGUCAUCACAGGAGACAUGGAGUCAGCAAUGGCUGUGGACCUAAACCCCUGGGUAGAAUAUGAAUUCCGAGUGGUGGCCACCAACCCAAUUGGGACAGGGGAUCCGAGCAUUCCAUCUCGAAUGAUCCGCACAAAUGAGGCAGUUCCAAAGACAGCCCCCAGCAAUGUGAGUGGAAGAAGUGGAAGAAGACAUGAACUGGUUAUUGCCUGGGAGCCAGUAUCAGAAGAGUUUCAGAACGGGGAAGGCUUCGGUUACAUAGUGGCGUUCAGACCCAACGGAACCCGUGGCUGGAAGGAGAAGAUGGUGACGUCCUCUGAGGCUUCCAAGUUUAUUUACCGAGAUGAAAGUGUCCCGCCCCUCACACCCUUCGAAGUCAAAGUUGGCGUUUAUAAUAAUAAAGGGGACGGACCCUUCAGCCAGAUCGUAGUCAUCUGCUCAGCUGAGGGAGAACCCACUGCUGCUCCUACCGAUGUCAAGGCUACCAGUGUGUCCGUGUCAGAGAUUCUUGUUGCAUGGAAACAUGUUAAGGAGAGUCUCGGAAGGCCGCAGGGAUUUGAGAUUGGUUACUGGAAAGAUAUGGAGCCAGAGGACUCCGCAGAAACAGUCAGAACCAGAGGGAAUGAGUCAUUUGUCAUGUUGACUGGAUUGGAAGGCCACACACUCUAUCACCUCACAGUCAGGGCUUACAAUGGAGCGGGAUAUGGGCCACCCAGCGGGGAAGUGAGUGCCACCACCAAGAGACACCCCCCUAGUGAACCACCUGGCAACCUCAGGUGGGAGCAGCAAGGUUCUCAGGUUUCCCUGGGCUGGGAGCCAGUCAGACCCUUAGCCAACGAGUCUGAAGUCAUUGGUUAUAAGGUUUUUUAUAGGCAAGAGGGUCACAGCAAAGGUCAAGUUAUUGAAACACAGAAGCCUCAAGCUGUCGUGCCUCUCCCUGAGGCCGGAGUCUACAUUAUUGAAGUCCGAGCAUACGGUGAAGGAGGGGAUGGAACACCUAGCUCCCAAAUCAGGGUACCUUCAUAUUCAGGUGGGAAAAUCACAAGCGCUCAGUCAACCCUACACUCUCUCUCCAAGUGGUCCUCAGUAACACUGCUCUUGGCUUUGAUGCUUCCUUCCAGUUCGUGGUGAAAGCUGCUCAUGCAGUUUGCUUUUCUUUGCUUUAGCUUGAGAAAGCGGCAGCAGACAGAGCGCAGAAUGAGUGGAGACCCAGGGUCCUGAGGAAAGCUUUGACACAUGGGACUACAGAUGAUGCACUCUCAGGAGUUUGGGGGGAGAAUACGAGUUACCCAUCAGGUUUCUCUUUGGAUUUUGUAAAUGGAGAGGACAGUUCUUGGUCCAAUAAAAAUAUGCAGAUUGUAUGUAAUGAAAUUUUGUAAGCAAAGGUAAUUUCUGUCAGAUGUAUUCUUAAUUUUUUUUAAUAUGUUGGAAUUUGAUUUUCUACUUGAUGACUCUGAGUGUCAUCCAAUUGUUACCAAUGUGGUCUCUAUAGCCUGCUCAAAAACAAAUACAAAUCUGAGAAGGAAACAUGUUCUCAAGACUCUGAGUCUAGUGUUUUCCAAUCUUUCCAUCAGAUCACGGCUUCAAUACCAAACCAGCAGGAAAUAUGAGGAAAUACUUCCGUUAUUGGGAUAGGGUAAAUCCAUAAAAGAAUCCUCAAAAACUCUUGUAUGACUGAAUAGAAAAAUAGCAAGAUUUGUCAAUAGGCCAUUCUACAUGUGCCCAUAGAGUAAGGUAUUAAGGUAGAGAAUUUACAUUAGUGGAAGUUAAAUAGAAAGUGAGUCCAAACUGAGUUAUUGUUUCCCACUGAGUAACAUGUGGCCUAACAGCAAAUACAGUCCAUGUUUAAUGUCAAAAGACAGUUUAAAGUCACAAAAUUAGUGAGUACUGAAAACUGCGAUGGCACAGAGCCACAGGUGCUAACAGAAAAGUACAAAGGACAUGGGGCAGGGAUGCCCCAUUUCUCUACCUGCUGUCAAGAUAGACAUGAAAGUGAGUGCAAGGCUUUCUUCUACUUGCAAAUCAUUAUGAGGACAAGGAAAAUUGGUGGAAGAAGUAAUGAAACAAAUGAUUAAAACAAAGAAAAAUCUGAGGUUUUAGACACUGCUUUACAUCAUAGGCCAUUUACAAAUGCUUCCCAACUACUGUAUUAAGGAGGUUCUGUUAGGUUCAGUGAUGUUCUUAAAACUGAGUUGUGAGAACAUGUGCUACCACGGGAUUCAGCUAGUCUAGCCAAAGUCUGCAUUGCUGGGUUCUAUAGAAUUGUCAGAGACAAUCCCCAUUGACUAAUUCAAGGAGUCAUAUUCAGACUAAGAGACAGUUCACAGAAAAACUAAGUGAGAUCAUCCCAUUUCAUGAUGUGUGUGUAGUAUACACAGCACAAAGAAACACCAAGGUGGACAUCACACCCAUGGAAGAGUCCAGAAAUGGUACUUAGGGCAGCCUUGCUUUCCAGAAAGAACCUGGAGAUGCUAGCUAGAUGAGCAAUGUUCAGAUGGGGACAAAGGUAGAUUCUAGUGCUUCACCUUUAUAUGGUCUCAGCCAAUUAACUUUACUUGCAUCUUUAAUAACAAAAUGAAAAUACUGAGCUUAAGUCAAUGAUGCUGAGGGGUCUAUCCUGAAUAGCUUAAAAGAGUUUUCAGAGCACAGUGUAACAAUCUGCCAACUAUUCAUACUCUGUUUGGAGAGAAUUGUAUCCCAGAUAGCUCUAAGUAAAGACGGUCAAUAUAAAAAGAUGGUUUUAGUCAACAGACUGUUACAGUAAAUACUAAGACAGUGACUACUCAAGCCUAUGAAUCAUAAAACCACGUGGCCUUUCUCAUGUGCCUCCUGGGGAGUAGGAGAGGCUUAAGUUCACCAGUAAGAAGCAAAGAUAAACUUCCCCAAAUAUGGUGUCACUUGCAGGAACAAAUCAUGCAUCUGAAAAAUUGUACAAUAAUAUUUUUAAAUGAAUAUGUUUUUCAUAUUUGGUAAAUUGAGACUUUUUUCAUUUAUUAUUGACGUUCUCAUUUAGAUUUACUGAAGAACCUUAAGAAGCAACUUCUUAACUAAAUUCUUCUAAAAAAAAACCCAGUAAAAUAAAAAUGUCACAUCAUGGCAACUUCUUAUUAAUCAAUAUUCCCAAAUUGCUGGGGGAUAGUAUGUCUCUGCCUGAAUAUCCACAUACAGAACAUCUGAUGUCAUAUUCUCACAGAAGUCAGAGAUGUGGGGUGUUUUUACUUAACAUGCACAAAAUAUGUAUUUUGCAUCAUGAACCAAUUUAAAAUAAAACAGGUUUCCACUGUAUCUGUAUUUCUGUAUUCCAUAUUUGUUAUUUUGUAGCGAACAGACAGCGUUCCUGUCAAGGAACGUUAUUUGCCAACAACAGUACUGAGAAAGUGUUUUCUCUGGUGAAAUUGUAACUACAGUCUUAUGUCACUUCAGAGACUGUAUUUUUAUAAUGCCCAUUGAACCAUAAGAAAACAGCACUCCUUAUCACGAGACACUUCAUGACAGCAAAUGUUUUGCAUAUGUAACUGAAGGUACUGUGGACUCUGUGUCAAACCAUUAAAUAUAUUGUAUACAAUCUGUAUAUAUACUAUAUAUAAUGGUAUAUAUCAUGUGGAAGACACAGUAAAAUAGUUCUGUGUACUGUUCUUGUAACAAUAGACCUUUUUAAUAAACAA